CGGUUACAGUUCCUAUCCUAACACCCAUUUAUCGUCGUCUCCUUCGUUCCGACCUUUUGUCUUUUUCCUUAGACCUGCUAAUCCAUGGCUUCACUUAGUUGUUACUAGUCGUGUUUGUCUUCUGUGUGAUAGUAUCUGUAUUUGAUUUAAGAAAUGGCAACUUUGAACCCUUUUGAUCUGUUGGAUGACGAUGCUGAGGAUCCGAGCCAACUCGCCGUCUCCAUCGCUUCUGAUAAGUCCAAGAAGUCUGCACCUGUCUCAGGUUUGCCUGCUAAGUCAGCUCCUCCGUCUUCGAAGCAGCCUUCUCCUUCUCAAGCUGUGAGAGAGGCUAGGAGUGGUGGAUUUAGCCGUGGUCGUGGUGGUUACAACCGUGAUGGUCCCCGAGGUAACAAUGGAUAUUCAGGGGGAUACAGUAAGCCCUCUGACGAAGGAGACGUUUCAAAGCCUUCUUAUGAGAGACGUGGUGGUGGUGGUGGUGGAGGAUAUGGAGGUCCUCCGCGUGGUGGUAUACGUGGUGAAGGUGAACGUCCUCGAAGGGCAUUUGAGCGUCGUAGUGGAACUGGCAGAGGGGGUGACUUCAAACGCGAAGGAGCUGGUCGUGGAAACUGGGGAACACCAGGAGAAGAAGUUCUUGCUGUCGAGACUGAAGAAGUAGCUGGGGUUGAAACUGAGAAGGAUGUUGUGGAGAAGCCUGCUGAUGAUGAUGCUAACAAGGAGAAUACUGCUGAAGUGGAGGAGCAGAAAGAGCCUGAGGUUAAGGAAAUGACUCUGGAUGAGUAUGAGAAAAUACUUGAGGAGAAGAGAAAGGCACUUCAAUCUCAGAACACCUCUGAGAGGAAAGUUGAUACUAAAGUGUUUGAAUCAAUGCAACAACUCUCAAACAAGAAGAAGUCUAACGAUGAAAUCUUCAUCAAGCUGGGUUCAGACAAGGACAAACGCAAAGAUGACAAAGAAGAGAAGCCUAAGAAGGCUGUGAGCAUCAAUGAGUUUCUAAAACCAGCGGAUGGUGAGAACUACUACCGAGGAGGUCGUGGUGGCCGUGGACGUGGUGGUCGUGAGUCUCGUGACCGUGGAGCUCGUGCUUCCAGUGGCGGAUAUGGUGGUAACCGUAGUGAAGCUGCGCCUGCCAUUGCGGAUACUGCUCAGUUCCCAUCUCUUUGGGGCAAGUAA
Molecule: messenger RNA, 1170 nt
Organism: Brassica oleracea var. oleracea
Lineage: Eukaryota; Viridiplantae; Streptophyta; Magnoliopsida; Brassicales; Brassicaceae
Product: plasminogen activator inhibitor 1 RNA-binding protein
Exons: 7
Coding region: 154-1170 (338 amino acids)
Cellular component (GO): cytoplasm; nucleus
Molecular function (GO): RNA binding
Source: RefSeq, a predicted model, not a curated record